Messenger RNA from Acanthosepion pharaonis, 1443 nucleotides. The record is from the annotation of a GenBank genome assembly. NCBI's taxonomy places the organism in Eukaryota, Metazoa, Mollusca, Cephalopoda, Sepiida, Sepiidae.
AUGUCUCUCUCUCUCUUCACAUCUGCCUGCACCACUCCCCGUCUCUCUUCACAUCUGCCUGCACCACUCCCCCGUCUCACACAUCUUUCUGCACCUCCCCGUCUCUCUACACAUCUUCUUGCAUCACCCCCGUCUCUCUACACAUCUUCUUGCAUCACUCCCCCUCUCUCUACACAUCUUCUUGCAUCCUCCCUGUCUCUCUACACAUCUUCUUGCAUCACUCCCCGUCUCUCUACACAUCUUCUUGCAUCACUCCCCCGUCUCUCUACACAUCUUCUUGCAUCCUCCCCGUCUCUCACACAUCUUCUUGCAUCACUCCCGUCUCUCUACACAUCUUCUUGCAUCACCCCGUCUCUCUACACAUCUUCUUGCAUCACCCCGUCUCUCUCUACACAUCUUCUUGCAUCACUCCCUGUCUCUACACAUCUUCUUGCAUCACUCCCCGUCUCUCUACCCACAUCUUCUUGCAUCACUCCCCGUCUCUCUACACAUCUUCUUGCAUCACUCCCCGUCUCUACACAUCUUCUUGCAUCACCCCUGUCUCUCUACACAUCUUCUUGCAUCACUCCCCGUCUCUCUACACAUCUUCUUGCAUCACUCCCGUCUCUCUACACAUCUUCUUGCAUCACUCCCGUCUCUCUCUCUUCACAUCUUCUUCUUGCAUCACUCCCCGUCUCUCUACACAUCUUCUUGCAUCACUCCCCGUCUCUCUACACAUCUUCUUGCAUCACUCCCCGUCUCUCUACACAUCUUCUUGCAUCACUCCCCGUCUCUCUACACAUCUUCUUGCAUCACUCCCCGUCUCUCUACACAUCUUCUUGCAUCACUCCCUGUCUCUCUACACAUCUUCUUGCAUCACUCCCUUCCUUGUCUCUCUACACAUCAUCUUGCAUUAUUCCCUGUCUUUCUCUAUAUCUGCCUACAUCUCUCUUCAUAUCUAACAAGAAAUCACUAUAUAAAUUGCACCACAAGUGUUUACCUCAAUAUGUAUGUCUACAUUUCAUUCUAUCUCACAUCAUACCUACCUGCAUCUCUUCCAGUCUUUCCAUAUCUUACAACCUUCCUGGUCUUUUCAUAUCUAAAUCCCUAUCCUUCUCUCCUCACAUCUAUCUAACACUCCACUCCGUCUUUCUAUUUCUAAAUUCAUCUCUCCUUAUAUUUAUCUACACCACUCCACAGUUUUUUUCCAAAUCUACAGCCAUCCCUACCCAUAUUUAUCUGAGUUUUCCACAUCCCCUCCUGCCAUCUACAUCUCUCAUAUAUAUCUACAUCUCUCCCAGUUUUUUUUUCAUAUCUACCUCCCUCCCUCCUCAUAUCUAUCUAAAUCUCACUUUUACAUAUCACCCCAUAAAUUGUAGCAAAAAGUUCAAUCUUAAUAUACUGGGCUUCUAUCCUAUCCAUACACACUAUCCUUGUCAAACAACCAAUUUUCAACGGUGUUAA